AAACAUUGGUGUUUGAGGCUUGACUUUGACAUUACACCUUCGCUUAUCGCCUAGUGAGUUGUGAUAAUCUUAAAAUGUGUAGUGAACUAAUGGGAUGUUGUGUGGUGAGCUAGGUGGGCACAUCUACCCUCAUCUUAACAUAACUGCUACUAGAAAUCCAUACUUUUCCUUACUGACAUAUUUUGGAAUGGCAAACAUUGCUGCAGAAGAAGAUAUAUACCUCGAAAAUGGACUAAUGAGCUAUGAAAAUCCUAACUAUCAUCUUCCAAGACUUGAUGAUGCUCUAAAUUCAAAUACUGAGCUAUCAACAUAUAGAGAUUUGCUAUAUUCUGAACUAGAGGCCAUUUGCAGACCUCCAGUUACUUCAAAUAGUCGAAAGGCAUACGCAGCACUUGAUAUUGGAUCAAUGGGUGUAGAUCUUAAUACUGGUCCAAUAACUAACUUGGACACUGACAAUAUUCACCAUAGAAAUAGUAGUCCAGUCAUUUUGGACAAUAAUAUUGGAGGAAAUGUCAAUCGAGGCAAAUUCAGGCCCCUAGAUCUUACUUCAACACUCAGUUCAGCUAAACCCGAUUUGAUAGAACAUAGCAAUGUAAUCAUUAACAGGAACUGUGACAUAACCUUACCCAAUAUAUCAGGAUAUGAUGAUGAAAAAGAGGAGUACAAUGUUGAAAGAUCUACUUUAACUUAUUCAAAUUCUGACAAAUUACCUCCUGGUUGGGAGCAACACCAAGAUAAUGAUGGGCCUUAUUACUGGCACAUCAAAAGUGGAACAAUUCAAAGAAAUGCGCCUGAAAUAAUCAGUGGAAUUAAUGAACCUCGUACACCUCUUGUGAGAGAUGCAGAAACUUUUUUAUCCAGUUAUCAUCAAAAUGGAGGUUUGGGUGUGGUUACAAGAAGCAAUACAAGCUCUGCAUUGGAAGAAGAAUGCAAAAAAAGAGAAGAUAAAAAAGAAGACAUUUCUUUAAAAAGACGAAGUUAUCCUGCUCGGAAUGAAAAGGACAAAGAAAAACCAAUAAGAUUUGCUGUUAGAAGUUUAGGUUGGGUGGAUAUAUCAGAGAUAGAUUUAACUCCAGAACGAUCCAGUAAAGCUGUUAAUCGUUGCAUUGUUGAGCUAUCCUUUGGAAAAAAUGGGCUCAUUGAUAAUGUAGGAAGAUGGGGUGAUGGGAAAGAUCUGUUUAUGGAUUUAGAUGAAGGAGCUUUGAAGUUGAUAGAUCCUGAAAAUCUUACUGUGCUUAAUACUCAACCAAUUCAUACAAUACGUGUUUGGGGUGUUGGCCGAGAUAAUGGAAGAGAUUUUGCCUAUGUCGCCCGUGAUAGAGUUACCCGUAAACACAUGUGCCAUGUGUUCCGUUGUGACAUUCCUGCAAGGACUAUUGCCAACACUCUUAGAGACAUUUGUAAAAAAAUUAUGAUUGAACGAAGUUUACAACAAAAUUUAGCUAAACCUAUUGACAUUAAUGGCACUGUUUCAAGCAAACAGACAUCAGCAGUUCGGCCGACCAACUUGCCAACUGAGUAUAAGCAUUUUCACAGAAGUCCUCAAGGUCAAUUUACUCAAUCAUUCCCUACACCAAUGGAGGAACCAAAAAAAGUGUUGGUGGCCCAGUAUUUAGGAAAUAUUGAAGUUUCAAAGGCAAGCGGCAUUGAUGUACUUAAUGAUGCUAUUGAUCUACUCGUAAAUACAGUUCCUAAAUCACAGUGGCAAACAGUAAAUAUUGCAGUUGCACCCAGUAUGAUUACUAUUAGCAAUUCAGAUAGUCAGGAUAACAAACCUUUGGUAGAAUGCAGAGUACGAUAUUUGUCAUUUCUUGGAAUAGGGCAUAAUGUAAAGCAAUGUGCUUUUAUAAUGCAUACUGCACAAGAUCUAUUUAUUGCACAUGUUUUUCACUGUGAGCCAUCCUCGGGUGCUUUAUGCAAAACAGUUGAAGCUGCUUGUAAGUUAAGGUAUCAGAAAUGUCUUGAUGCACAUCCACAGAAUUUGCUCACUACUGAUUCUAAAUCUCCAACCAAAAGCAUUAGUGCAACAUUGAAGUCAUUCGUCGGAUCUUGGACAGGCAGAAAAGUGAAAAAAUCCUGAGAUAAACAUUUAUCUCUGCAGGACUUGAAUAUACCUGUAGAGAGAGAAGUAAUUAAACACCGCCAUUUGCAAAGUCCUUUGAUGACUUCAACCAGCCUGCAGUCACUCUUGUCUCCUACAUUGACAUACCGCAGAGAACAUACAGACUUUUAAUGUUUAACUUGAAUAUUAUAAAAGCAAAAGUUUAACGUUCUUGGUGUUAAUAUUUGUCAGUUUUUUUUUUUUUUUUCUAGAACAUCAACUAUCAUCAAUAUUAAAAAAUAUUUAAUUUUAUUCAACCAAGACUAAUUAUGUAUUUAUUUAUUUAAGAAAAUCUUUAUUAUUUUUUGUUUAUUUUCUUUACCAGGCGUUGAUGAAAAGUGUGCUCUUUAUUCUCAUCCGUGUAUAUAAGGAUAAAUAAAUAGGGUAUACCGAUACAAGGCUAAUUUGGAGCACAAAUUUCAAUAAGUAUUUUUCUUUAUCAAUUUAUAUUUUUGCACAGAUUCAUGAAGCUGUAUGAAAUAAUUGAUUAGUUAACAGUGUAUAGUAGGAAUUAGUUUGGUGAUAUUCUGGCUUUUAAACUUAAGCCAAAUUCAAAUUUGAAAAUGUAAUCAGCAAACCAAUAUUUAAAGAAUUUAUGGAAAAUUAUGUGAUACUUUGUAAAUAAUUUUAUCUUUGCCCUUAUUAAAGUUUAUGGAUACUUCUAUAAUUUUCAAAUACCAUAGAUUAAAUGAAAGUAAACCUGUUUGAUGCUACAUAUUUUAGUGUCAUUAUUAAUUAACCAAAUAUUCAGUGAUAGAUAACACUGUACUUGAAAUAAUUAGAUCAAAUAAUAAAAUAAUACUUUUAUUAUUUUAUAUUUUAUUUUGUUAUUAAUUUUAUGAACAAGAAUGUGUGUGUGUGAGUGUGUGUGCAUAUGUGAGCUUGUUUGCAAUAUGUACGUAGUACACUUUGUUACUAAAGCAUCUUUACAAAUCUCAUAUUUUUAUUUGCCCUGACAAAUCCAGUAGAUAUUUCUGUUUUAAUAGUAUUAUUUAAUUAUUGUGAUGAUUAAUAAAUGCUGAAUGCUUUCUUUUGUAAUGUCAAAAUAUGAACAUUAGUAUAAUGGAAAUCAAUAAAACCCUUAUGUUUCUGAUUGAAAUAGUUUUAUUAUGUAAAUGAUUAAUAAAAUGUUGCUUUAAA
Nezara viridula (southern green stink bug) is the source of this 3241-nucleotide messenger RNA. NCBI's taxonomy places the organism in Eukaryota, Metazoa, Arthropoda, Insecta, Hemiptera, Pentatomidae. The record is from the annotation of a GenBank genome assembly.